AUGCCUCUGGGAAUCACACGCCUCAAUGCGCGCAAGACGCAGCCAAACCCACACAUCAACUUCAUCAAGCCUCUCGCCGGCCCAGACUCGCAAACAUCCCAAGACUUCCUGGAGCGCAUAGCAGCGCAAUGUCUCCCCGUGAUGCGUUCUCACCACCUCUAUGUCAUGUCUCUGGAGGAGUUUCCCACGAACCGGGAAUUCGUCGGCCGCAACUUCAACGCGGGGGAGGUGAUCCAGCUUGUGCUGAAGGCCCCCGGCGGACGGUGGCUGCCCCUGCAGUACGUCCAGAUGGUCAUGAUGCAUGAGCUGGCGCACUGCAAGCAGAUGAACCACUCCCGCGCCUUUUGGGCCGUGCGCAACGGGUACGCAGAAGAUAUGCGCGGCCUGUGGGCUCGUGGCUACACCGGCGACGGCAUUUGGGGCAGGGGGGCCGCGCUGUCCACCGGCCGGUGGGAGAGGGACACUGUCGUCGACGGUGACGCGCUGCCAGAGCAUCUGUGCGGCGGGACGUACCGGUCCCGCGGGAGGAAGAGGAAGUCCAGGCCUACGCUUAGCUACCAGGAGCGCAAGACGAGACGCAUACAAAAUAAGUUCGGGACCAACGGCGUGCCCCUGGGCGCAGACGACCAGGCCAAGUUGAAGCUCGAGAAGGGGAAGAAGGUGCAGGGGAAGCCGCGCGUUGCCGGGAGCGCAAGGGGGAGGGAACUACGCGCCGCAGCGGCGAUGGCUCGUUUCGGUCAGCAGCAGAAGGAGGAGGAGGUCACGGUCAAGGACGAGGACGACUGCAGCAGUGAUGGUGAGAGUGACUACGACGAGGGUGAUGACGACCUGGUUGAUUCCAAGGACGCCGUUGACUUCAAUGGGGACCGCCUCGUCGAUGCAGAGGGCAGGUCCAUGAUCAAGGUCUCCGAGGACGAGGAGGCGCACGAUGACCCCGAGGCCAGGGAUGAGCUGGAGGAGCUGCAGGGCGUUUUCACGGGCAUCAAACGUGAGCCGCGGCAGGAUUCGGAUUCAGAGGUGGAGAUUUAUUCGAUACCGCCCACCGAGGUCAGGAUCAGUCCGGAGGAGCAUCGGCAGGAAGAGAAGCAUCGUCCUAUCAUCACAAGUCCGGCCCUUCCUCCGCCAAAACAAGCACCACCCACCAGCAGGAGUGGAGACGACAGGAGCAAAGGCAGAGGCAAAGGGGCGGCGGCAAGAGGGGCUGCGGAACAAGCGGAUACGCCGGAUCACGCGACCAAGGACAAGAACAGCAGCAGUAGCAGCGACGGUGACAACAAAGCAUGUCCCCUCUGCUCGUAUGCCAACGCGUUCGCCGCUACCACCUGCAGCAUGUGUGCCAAUGUGGUGGACGCCACCGCCGCGCGGAACGGUUGGCGGUGCUCUCGUCCGUCAUGCAGAGAUGCGGGAUACGUUAAUUCCAGAGACUGUGGUGUGUGUGGACUAUGCGGGCGGAGGUCUGAUGCUGCUGCUGGAGGGGCGGAGCGCAAGAAAGGUGCAUGA
This is a messenger RNA of Geosmithia morbida, 1500 nucleotides long. RefSeq names its product WLM domain. The transcript has a single exon. NCBI's taxonomy places the organism in Eukaryota, Fungi, Ascomycota, Sordariomycetes, Hypocreales, Bionectriaceae. The record is from RefSeq and is a predicted model, not a curated record. The coding region runs from base 1 to 1500 and encodes 499 amino acids.